AUGCAAACCGACGUGCUAUCGAGCACCCUCAGGGAAUUAAAAACAUUCACCCAAAAGAGCUCUGAUCUUUUUAAUACCACCAGAUCGACACAAGAACACGAAUUGAAUGAUUUGAAAAGAAAAUCAAAGAAGAGUAGCACAAAAGGUAAAGGCAAGAGCUCUGAAACCGAUUCCAGUUCCAUUCACCAGACUGAUAUCGAGCGUGAUUCCGAUAAUGAAAGUUCCACCGGUCUUUCCUCAGACAUCGACUUCCCCGAAGGUGGGAUGAAGGCCUGGUGCGCCGUUUUAGGGUCAUUUCUCGGGUUGACCAACUGCUUUGGUUGUAUCAAUAGUACCUCUGCCAUUGAAACGUAUAUCGCUCGUAACCAAUUGAAUGACGUUUCUGCCUCGGUGGUCGGGUGGAUUUUCUCGAUCUAUAUGUGUGUCGCUUUGUUGUGUGGUAUUUUAACCGGUGAUCUUUUCGAUAGAAAAGGCCCUAGACUUCCGAUCUUUUUUGGAGGAGUGACAUCUUUCAUUGGGAUCUUCAUCACUGGUAAUUGCUCGGAAAUUUAUCAAUUUAUCCUUGCGUUUGGGAUCGUUGCCGGGUUGGGGAACGCUCUCCAAUUCUCGAGUUUAGUGGGGAUUAUUGGCCAUUAUUUCAAUAAACGCAGAGGGAUUGCCAUUGGUAUUGCCACCAUUGGUGGAUCGGUUGGUGGGGCAAUUUUCCCAAUCAUGUUGCGCAAGUUGUAUUCUAGUUUAGGUUUUGCCUGGGCCAUGAGAAUCUUUGCCUUUGUCCUCUUAUUUUUGGAUAUUGGGGCCUUUUUAUUGAUCACUCCAAGAUUCCCUCCAAAAAAGAACCCUACUAGCAAUGAGAAACUCUCGAAGAAACUCGUGGGAUUCUUCAAAAAAACCCUCGAUAUCGACGCGUUCAAAGACCCACGGUUCUUGUUUUGCGUGCUUGCCGUCACUUUCUCCGAAGUGUUUUUGGUGACCUCCAUGACCUACUAUGGUUCGUACGCUUUAUUCAGAGGAAACUCCGAAGAUACUUCCUAUUUGCUCAUCACCAUCAUGAACGCCAGUGGGAUUAUUGCCCGAGCCAUCGCUGGGUACUUAUCUGACAAAAUCGGGAAGUUUAACCUUAUGACGGUGAUGAUUUUCUUUUCCUCAGUUUUCUGUUUAAUUAUCUGGUUACCAUUCGGUCACUUAACCGGAGGAUUAUACGCUUUUUCCGUGGCGUACGGCAUUGCCUCGGCCGCAGUGUUGAGUUUGACCCCAUUAUGUGUCAGUCAAAUUAGUAGAGUGGAAGAUUUUGGUAAAAAAUACUCUACUUGCUACUUUGUGGUGGCGAUUGGAACUUUAGUGGGGAUUCCGAUUUCCGGGGCGUUUAUCGGAGCCAAUCCUACCGUGAAGGAUUACAAUAACUUUAUUAUUUUUGUUUCUGUGUUAGGUUUUACCGGGGUUGUUUUUUGGAUUGUGUCUCGAUGGUUUGCCGUUAAACAUAAAUUUUGCAUUUACUAG
Molecule: messenger RNA, 1497 nt
Organism: Saccharomycopsis crataegensis
Lineage: Eukaryota; Fungi; Ascomycota; Saccharomycetes; Ascoideales; Saccharomycopsidaceae
Product: MCT family MFS transporter
Exons: 1
Coding region: 1-1497 (498 amino acids)
Biological process (GO): transmembrane transport
Cellular component (GO): membrane
Molecular function (GO): transmembrane transporter activity
Source: RefSeq, a predicted model, not a curated record